CCGGCGCCGCCCAUCUCGCGGGAGGCGCGCGGCGCGAUGGGGCUGCUGGAGGAGUGCAGGGCCGCGUUCGGCAGCGCCGACCUGUACGGCGUGCUGGGCGCGCGGCGGCAGGCCUCGGGGCGGGAGCUCAGCCGCGCCUACCGCCGCGCCUCGCUGCGCGUGCACCCCGACCGCGCGCAGCCCGGCGACAAGGAGGAGGCGACGCGGCGCUUCCAGGUCCUGGGCAAGGCCUACGCCGUGCUGAGCGACGAGGCGCAGCGCGCCCUGUACGAUGAGCAGGGCACGGUGGACGAGGAGGGCGAGGCGCUGAGGGGCGAGCGCGACUGGCACGAGUACUGGCGGCUGCUCUUCAACAAGAUCACGGUGAAAGACAUCGAAGAUUUUGAGAAGAGCUAUAAACACUCGGAAGAAGAGCUCGCCGAUAUUAAAGCAGCGUACGUGGAUUUUGAGGGGGACAUGGACAGAAUAAUGGAGUCUGUAUUGUGUGUGGACUAUACCGAUGAACCAAGAAUAAGGAAAAUCAUACAGGAAGCCAUCGAUUCUGGAGAAGUCCCAUCCUACAAAUGUUUUUUAGAAGAGUCUAAGCAGAAAACAAUGGCAAGAAAAAGGCGGGCAGAAAAAGAAGCUAGAGAGGCAGAGAAGACUAAAGAUGAACUGGGCCUUGGUGGAGAAGAUGACUUGAAAGCGCUGAUUCAAAAGAGAAAUAAAGAUCGGGAAAAGGAAAUGGAUGACUUUCUGGCCCAACUGGAAGCAAAAUAUGGGAGUAGUGCUAAAAAAGGAGGAAAGAAGACUGCAGCCAGGAAAGGAAAGAAAUAGAGAAAGAAAUAAAGAACUGUGUAGGCUGAAAUAUCAGGUGUCGUUUUGUAUGAGAACGUGGAUUUGGGAGAAUUUGAGCUUUUUUCUGGGCUACUGUUUUGGACUGCGUGUGCAUCAACUUGCUGUGAGUGGGAGGUAUGAUGCGGAAUCCAUCCUGAAGAUGUUUAAAAUCACUUUGGUGCUCUUCAGUUAAGAUCAAACAGAUUCUUUGACUAAAAGUUUUGUUACAGUAAGGAAGCAGUAUGAUGUUUGGGAUGGUGGUGUGUUUAUUGAACUUGUUGAAGCACCUGCCUUCCAAACACCUACCGGAUAUUGGUACAGCUGAGGGUAAAACAGCGUAAUUCCAUACCUUUGAGAGUCUUCAGUGCCAUAUUCCUGUGGUUUCUGAGUUGGAAAUACUAUCUUAUUGCUAUUCACACACUUCUUUUGUAACAAACCUUCUGCUGUUUUUAAAGGUUUUGCAGUUCAGCUCAACAGAUGUUUUCCAGAUAUUCCAGCGGAUUUAUAAAGGUACUUUGGAAAAUGACAGAUUUAAUAAAUAAAAAGUUUUUGCAGAA
Messenger RNA from Falco peregrinus (peregrine falcon), 1373 nucleotides. It is a transcript of the gene DNAJC9, whose product is annotated as DnaJ heat shock protein family (Hsp40) member C9. Lineage: Eukaryota; Metazoa; Chordata; Aves; Falconiformes; Falconidae. The transcript is spliced from 5 exons. Gene Ontology annotation, cellular component: nucleus; cytoplasm. The coding region runs from base 37 to 816 and encodes 259 amino acids. Gene Ontology annotation, molecular function: heat shock protein binding. The record is from RefSeq and is a predicted model, not a curated record.